AUGAAUUUCGUUGAAGAGUAUGAAAUCAGAAAACUUAAAUUCACCGCAAUCGAUCGAUGUAAAGCAGCUAACGCAAGCGAUUUUUUAUGCAGCAACACUUCACGAAAAGUUAAAAGACCUUCCAAUCAAUUCAUAAUUUUUAGCACAAUCUACGGGAAAUUAUUAAAAGACAUAGUCAACGAAAUCUCAACUCGUAUCGAUAUUCCAAAUGACGCAAAAAAACUUUUAACGCAGAAAUUAUGUUCAAUAGUAUGGAAUGAAAUGAACAAACAAGAAAAAAGUUGUUUUAAUACGCUGGCCAAACAAAUAAAAGAUCAACAUACGCAGAGAUUUCCUGACUAUUCAUUUAAUCCAAAUAAAGCACGCAACCUUAAUCCUACCUCAAUGGUAUAUUCGUCGUUGGAAUCCAUGAAGCUUCCACUACUAUUUUUUUCACCAGUAGGAUUAAAUUCUCCGACACCGUCGUUGUUGUCAUUACCUCUAGAAUUUAACGAAUUCGAAGAUAAUGACUAUCACUUAUGA
Entrophospora sp. SA101 is the source of this 522-nucleotide messenger RNA. The record is from the annotation of a GenBank genome assembly. Lineage: Eukaryota; Fungi; Glomeromycota; Glomeromycetes; Entrophosporales; Entrophosporaceae.